Papilio polytes (common Mormon) is the source of this 2970-nucleotide messenger RNA. Its product is annotated as arf-GAP with dual PH domain-containing protein 1-like. The transcript is spliced from 8 exons. The record is from RefSeq and is a predicted model, not a curated record. Gene Ontology annotation, cellular component: intracellular membrane-bounded organelle; plasma membrane. Gene Ontology annotation, biological process: positive regulation of GTPase activity. The coding region runs from base 593 to 1840 and encodes 415 amino acids. Gene Ontology annotation, molecular function: GTPase activator activity; phosphatidylinositol bisphosphate binding. NCBI's taxonomy places the organism in Eukaryota, Metazoa, Arthropoda, Insecta, Lepidoptera, Papilionidae.
AAACGUAAAAAUCCUAAAUUGUCAACUAGAUUUUUAACUUCGUUAACUAGAACUACGUCAAUGCAAAAUAAAGCUCAUGUUGUUCUUAAUCAGAAUGUUCAGACAGAAUCAGGUAUGUAUUGGUAGACGUAGAUAGGUAAGUAUUCUUGAGACUAUACAUAAGUCUAUUUAGUAUUUACGCGAGACGGCGACGACCGGCGGCACUUGUAUUACGUCGCUGCACGUACUACGCCAUGCGCACACAAAUAAAAGUUUUACGAGGCAUCACUAUACAUUCUACACAAUACCUAUAUCGUAUAUUUUACUACUCACAGAUUUCAUUCAUGUACCGAAACUAGACCUCUCUUUCUAUCUCAUUCAUCCUAAUCGUUUUUGAAUACGAGUGGGUGAAAUAGCGAAAUUUUCACGUAUGUUCGGUGUUCGUCGUCUCGUUGAACCGAGCGUUCGCGUCGUUCGUGGGGUCGAAGUCUCGCUCGCUCCCUCGCCCGCGCGCAGUAGAGAUCGCUCGUCGCGUUCGAAACGUGCGUUCGACUUUCGGGCGGCGACGUACGCUAGUAGCGUGUGUCUUCAUUAUUGAUGCAAAAGUUCCACGAUGGUAGAUCAUAACGAGAAAUUGUUACAGGAGUUGCUAAAGAAAAGUGGAAAUAAUGUUUGUGCCGAUUGUGGAAGCGAGGACCCGGACUGGGCGUCGUACAACUUGGGCAUUUUCAUCUGCAUGCGAUGUGCCAGUAUCCACCGCAGUAUGGGAGCGCAUAUCAGUAAAGUAAAACAUCUUGAACUCGACCGCUGGGAGGAUUCGCAGGUACAGCGUAUGAAGGAAGUCGGGAACACAGCUGCAAAGAACAAAUACGAAGAGAGAGUCCCACCCUGUUAUCGAAGACCUACGAAGAACGACCCACAAGUAUUAAUCGAGCAAUGGAUACGUGCUAAAUACGAGCGCGAAGAGUUCUGUCAUCCUGAACGACAGACUUACCUGUCGGGCUACAUGGAGGGAUUCCUGAUGAAGCGUGGCAAAGAGGACAGCCGUUACCAGCGAAGGAAGUUCGUUUUAAAUGAAAACGAGGAUACUUUGAAGUACCACCAUCCUUGUGAGGACUGUGGCCGAGCCACGGGUCCUAUCCGUCGCUUAAUCGAUCGUCUCCAUCUCAAAAACUUUUCUCAUUGGAGGUACCACGUUAAAGAGAAUAAAGAACCUAAGGGGGUGCUUAGACUGUCGGAGUUGAACGUCGCGUUCGCGCCGGCCAAGAUCGGACAUAUGAACUCCAUGCAGCUAACCUUCAUGAAAGACGGCUCAACGAGGCACAUCUACGUGUAUCAUGAGGACCCAGAAGUCAUUAACUACUGGUAUAUGGCGAUCCGUUGCGCUAAACUGCACCUGCUUCAAGUGGCGUUUCCAUCAACACCUCAGUCAGAUCUCAUCCUGCGGCUACCGAAGGACUUCGCCCGCGAAGGCUGGCUGUGGAAGACAGGACCAAGGUCCUCCGACGCGCACCGCCGCCGCUGGUUCACUCUCGACAACAGGAAACUCAUGUACCACGAUGAACCGCUCGAUGCUUACCCCAAAGGAGAGAUAUUCAUUGGUCACGAGUCCAACGGUUACUGCAUCAAAGUGUCGAACACCGGCAACGGGUGCAAGGAGGCGCGCUUCCCCUUCCACGUGGUGACGCCGGAGCGCACGUACUCGCUGGCCGCCAGCUCGCACGAGGAGCGCGCCGCCUGGCUCGCCGUCAUACAGCACGCCAUCAAGCGGCCCCUCUCGCCGCAGGACUCCACCAUUGAAGCCACCCUCGUACGUAAAAGAACGUCAUCUAAUUCCAUCAGCAUAUUCUCCGGGAGGUAGUUCUGAAGCGGCUCUGAGACGUUUUUUAUUCUGUAGUCUGUAUUCAAUAUCGCUUUACGUUAUCGAAUCUUUUCGAAUACAAGUAAUACCGAUAUCCGAUUAAAAAAAAUAUUUAAUAACCACAGACAUUUGAACAAUAUAUAGACCAGACAUAGUUAACAUCUUCUCAUCGGUACUAUCUCUGAAAGGUACUAUAUAAGUUGUCAAGUUUAGUGCCCCAUCUAUAACAUUUACGCGUAAUAAAACGUUUUAUAAAAUAACAUUAAGCUCCAUCUUUUAUUAAAAAAUAAACUAACAGCGUUGUAAAAAUAUGAACAUAUAAAAGAUAGCGUUAAUGAGAUUAUGUGAAAAAUGUUUCAAGUGUGUCGACUAUGUCUCCUCUAAAUAUUUUUACGCUCUUUGUUAACAAGACAUUAACAGUUCAAAGUUCUAACAUGGCUAAAUACACUUAAGUGUGAAAGCCAAGAAAAAAAAGUUGUAACAAAUCAAGACCCGUCUUCCCCAAUACAUGCCCCGUCUUAUAUUUUUAUAAAAUUUCUCACAAAUAAAAUGUUACAUAUAAUUUCGAAUCGAUUCGAUGAUUGCUUCAAGUUUUGCCAGAUGAGAAAAAAAAAUUAAAUAAGUGAUAAUUUAAUAUUUAAAUUAUUUAAAAAUGUUUUCUCUAACUUAUACAAACGUAGUGUUGUAGUGAAAGGGACUGAAUCUAUAAUUUAUGUGAGUAAAUUAUUAUUUUUUUAAUUGAAUUGUUUGGAUGUUAGUGGUAUGAUUUAUUUGAUGUAAGUUUCAGUACUGAAUUGUAAUUUACAACUGAACCCAAUAACCGAUCUGAAGAUUAAAGAUCCGGGGAUUAAAUUACGUUUUCACUUAUCCAUUUUUAUUAUAGAAUUGAAGAAAAUAAAAUAAAAUGGUUCAAGAUCGAUCGAUUAUUGAGUCCUGUUAUGUUGUCGAUAGCACAAAUCUGUUCUUUUACUAAUAGUGGACAAAACGUAGAAUUUUUAUCGGAAUAUUUCAAAAAAUUUUAAUUAUUCAUUCGUCUACAGUAAGAUUUAACCACAAAUAUAAAAAAAAAAACAAGACAUGGUAUUUUUCUUUCUACUUUGAACGUUAUGUCCAUUGUUAUGUAAUAUUUA